UGCGUGUUCUGUUCCUCGACAACGACCGAUGUCUGGUCCCUGCUUAGGCUUUGUUGAGGUGCCGCUGUGAAUUAUUGCUUCUUGUCACCAUGAGACCCCCCGUGCCGGACAUCGCGGUGCCUCGAUCCCGCAAGGCCUCCAUCGAACAGCAGUGGACCGAUCCCCGCAAUGCCACCCCCGCGACCUUCUUUUUGUCCCGCAAUCACGGUCCCGACGCCGAGGACGAGCCCUCCCCUGACGAGUCCGACGCCCCCAGGGAGAGUAUGUAUGGAGUAUACAGCCUGCAGGAAAGUGUCUUUCGGCCCAGUUCAGCUGCGUCGACGCCUCAGUCAGAUCAACCGGGUGAUAGUAAGCCCACCGGGGUCGAACCGGUUCCCACGGUGUAUCAGCCCCCCCUCCACGAUCAUGACGGCGAUGACGAGGAAGCUCCCGGCAUCACUCGCCGCAGAUCAACGCUCAAGCCACUCGACAGUUCUUAUCCCAGCAGACUGGAUCCCUCUAUUUCCUCCGAUCUGGCCUCGCCCCGGCCCCUAACGCCCUUGAAUCUCAGCAACCCCGACGACCCUUCAUCUCUCCCUAGCAGCCCCAAAUCUACUUCAAAUCAGUCUAUGCGCCAUCUAGAUGAGAUCUCAAUUACAGAUGAACUAAGUAGUCAAGCGGUUGCUUCCGGGGAAGAGGACGAUGAGCUUCGCUCGACGCAUAAUCCGGACCAUGAUAGCACAUCCCAGUUCAUCAUGCCUAGCAUUAAGAUGCCCAGUCGAAGGCCAUUCACAUCGCGCGGAAAGGCCCUAGGCAGAUUCAAGGUUCUCGUUGCAGGCCCUUCUGGCUCUGGCAAGUCCUCUCUCAUUAGGUCCAUUGUUCAGUCGUGCGAGGACAUCGUACAUGUUGACGACUUCCCCCCUACAUAUUCCUCGACACUGUCGCGAACAUCGCUCGCGAGAGUCCAAUUGUCUCAAACCCAUCGACUACCGUUGACAGCUACGUCGGAGGUCUACGCCAGUACCAAACCGUACCCAGCUUGGUGGUCAGAUUUGGAAGAUUCACGCGUACUCCGUCGGAGGAAAAGCACAGGCGACGUAGUCCUAGAGCGCAAUAUCUGCUUUGUUGAUACCCCAGCCAACUCUCUGAGUCGCUCCGGACAAGUUGAUGCCAUCAUACACUACAUGCGACAACAACUCCUCCGUGCAACAACAGCUUUCGAUUCCUGCAAUCAUGACUUUCAAAACCUGCUUGCGGGACACGGUGGGACUCAAGUUGACGCUUUACUCUAUCUUGUCUCUGAAGAUACACUUCCAACAGACAUGGAGUGCAUCAGACAACUCUGUGAAUGGACCAAUGUCAUCCCUUUGAUUGCCAAGGCCGAUCUAUUAAAUCCCGAGCAGAUCUCCGCACUCAAGUCAUCCUUUUACAAGCAUGCACAGGCUGCGUCUAUCAGGCCGUUUCUCUUUGGAAAUACAUGUCUUGGAGCCGAUGCCCUCGACGGGCAUUUGCCUUUCGCGGUGUCAUCGGCGAAAGCCAACGAUGACGAUGUGAUGGACGCUAGCACUCUAAUGAGCCCGGACUACGUUCAACCCCUGGUACCAUCCGAGUUGAUAUUGUUGGUCCAGAGGAUGUUCGAUGCUGAGAAUAUAGCCUGGAUGCGACACUCGGCCGCGAAGAAACUUACUCAACAACAGCGGGAGCACACCUAUCCACGCCCAAGCCGUCCCCAACAUGGUGCCCUAUCAUUCGAUCAUGGCACCCGCCGCAGCUCUCCGAGUUACACCAUGGCUCGGAUACCAGAUCACACCCGACAAGAGGAGAAACUGGCCCGCCUACAAUUGGCGAAAUGGGCGUCUGAAUUGCAGCAAAGCCUCCACAACGAACGUGAGAGGUACGCCGUUAUGGCAAGGGGCGAGCGUGCCGUCUGGCUCACAGAGCGGUUGGGCGAGUGUGUAGUAGAUGGGUCGUUGGUACCAAUCACACAGACGCCAGGCUUCUGCGGACUGCGCGCACCCACUGAGAAAGCCGGCGGCGGCGGUCUCCUUGUUCGAACGCAAAGUGGGCAGAACAUGGAUUAUCACAUUGCUAGAAUCCGCCCGCAAGAUCCUCUGGGACUCGUCUGGUGGUCAGAGGACCUGAAGCGACGAGGGUGGGCCAUUGUCCAGAUUGUGGGCAGUUUUGGCGUAGUCGGGGGGUUGGCUCUCUGGCUUGCUAAAGCAUGGGGGCUGUCCUCGCGCAGUCUCUCAGAAUGGCACUUUGAUUGGUGCGGUUCUAGUGACUAGGACGCUCAGUUAGAGCUAUACCAGUGCUGGUUUCUGAUCCCCGAGCCCUACCCCUUCUUCUCUCAUUCAUCAUCUGUCUUCAACCCCCUUCUCGAACCACGCCUCUUCAUCAAAGAACAAGGACCUCAUCCGUUCGGGGACGGCCUCAUCCCACCCCAACUCAUUGUUCAGGCGUUUACCGGAAUCAUCGUCGGCGUUAUGACCUGUUCUACCUCUCGCUAAUUACUUCUCCUCCUUUUCUCUUUUUGAAAUGCAUCCAUCCUCUUGUCUCCUGGGCAUAUUUGAUGAACAUAUAUAUACUUGAUGUACGAACCGAACCGUAACGCAACGUGGAGUAUUUAAAAUUUAGCGAUUUAUCUGCCCC
This is a messenger RNA of Aspergillus ibericus CBS 121593, 2628 nucleotides long. RefSeq lists its product as uncharacterized. Gene Ontology annotation, cellular component: septin complex; microtubule cytoskeleton; cell division site. Gene Ontology annotation, molecular function: molecular adaptor activity; GTPase activity; GTP binding. Lineage: Eukaryota; Fungi; Ascomycota; Eurotiomycetes; Eurotiales; Aspergillaceae. The record is from RefSeq and is a predicted model, not a curated record. Bases 90 to 2264 code for a protein of 724 amino acids. Gene Ontology annotation, biological process: cytoskeleton-dependent cytokinesis. The transcript has 3 exons.